Molecule: messenger RNA, 2020 nt
Organism: Sphaerulina musiva SO2202
Lineage: Eukaryota; Fungi; Ascomycota; Dothideomycetes; Mycosphaerellales; Mycosphaerellaceae
Exons: 1
Coding region: 402-833 (143 amino acids)
Source: RefSeq, a predicted model, not a curated record
GUGGGGGUGGUGGUGUUGUUGUUGUGGUGAGGGGAGGAGGGAGAGGAAGUGAGUAAGAAAGGAAGAGGAAAGGUAAGAAAGAAAGAAGUGAUAUGGAGGGUUGCGAAUUGGAAAGCUUGGCGUGUGGCUGGGAGUGCCCACUUAUGAUCAUCAGCAAACAAUUCACUCGCGCUGUACGUAAUCACCCGACAACUCGUCACUCGUGACAACACGUACUCGAGGUGCAAGGCCGAAGCUCUGAUGUGAAGGGAGACGGCAAAUUCCGACAUAAUGGAGCCUGGAUGGUAUAGUUGAGAUGUAAUGAUUAUAGGGAGACCUCAUUCGCGUGCAACGGACGUGGCGGACUCAGUGCUCGCUGACCACCAGCAGGGGCGCAUGGCUUAGCAUGGAUUGAAGCAGGUAUGCGACCACUUCAGACCGUCCGGUGGCCUCAAGACUGCAGGCUAUCGUUGACGCAGAACAAAUACUCCCCCUGGCUCCUGAGCACACGGAAGCGCAGCAGGUCUGCACGCCAGCGUCGUGACAGAGAGUGCAUUGAUACACGAUCUUGUGUCGAAGGAUCCUCAAGGAAGAGGAUCUCAUGUACGGCGAGGCCCUGGAUCGAUAACUGCACGAGGCACAAUAGAGUAGGGAGUGGCUUCACAUCGUGCUCUGCAAGAACAGCCCCUGAGGGCGUUGGUGAGCUGGCAGUAGCAGUCCCGGAAAGAAGGCUUCAGGGGUCUUCCGAACACACAUGGCACGAGCGAAGAGCCCACCAAACACUGGACAUCUUUUUUUUGACGGCUAAUAAUGAUGGGCGAGGGCAGAGAACACUCAGUACCAGUGCACGAUGACGACGAGUUGGACCAGAUGCUUCCAUGAGAAGCUGCGGGUGCAGCCGGCGCUAGUGGCUGGCUGAGAGCGGAGGUAUAAGUAUGUUUCUCUCCCUCUCCUCCUCACCAUCUUCUUUUUUCUCCUUGCUCAAAUCCACACCGAGGUUGCUGCCUCCUGAACCAGCAACCUUGGGAGAUAGCCUGGCUCUGCUGUGGUUUUCUCCUUGUCAGUGGGGGGUACCAGCCCCCUACUGGACCGGGUAAAUUUUUGAUUUCCACCUGCUUGCAGGCACUUUUUCAUCACGUCGUUGCUCUUUGCAAUGGUCUGUAGAAGAAGAAGAAGAAGAAGAAGAAUGUCAUCGAGCGUCGCGAGUGGCGCGUGCCGCCGUCCAUCAGCCUCUGUUGUGGCUGCGGCUUCGUCUCGCCAGCCAUGAAUUGCUGCCUCUUGACAGCAUCAGACAGCGAUCUGAGAAGUCGCCCGUUUAGAUUGUCAAGAGUGCGACUGUAUCGCGUGUUGACCGUGAGACAGAUGUUCCUAGGAGUGUUCGCGCCGCUCGGUGUUGAGCUGGUUAUUCUGCUCACACACGAUCACCGCCAGAACUACAAGCAGAACCACGAGAACGCUGACGAUCUCACGGACCUUACACGUACCACGCGCUCGCUGGGGCGACGGUACAAAGAGGUAGUAAGAAGGAGAAGGAGGCGGAGGCGGAGGAGGCGAGCGAGCAGGAAUCGCGAGGCUGCAGAAUUUCGCAGACGGCGCCUUUCUCGCACAAUCCCCCGACAAUCAGCCCUCCCGGCUCAUACAACACUCAGCCAGCGGUACUGACAGCAGCAUGAAUGAUAAAGGAGUCCGAUGUCAAGAUUCAGUGACUCGACGGACUGGACAAGCGCAGUACAAUGGGCGCGCACAAGAAUCGACCUGACGCGCUUCUUCCUCUUGUCCUUCUCCUACGACAACCGAGUGGAGCUGCCCCACGGUGCGUGUCCUCGCACCUGGUUGUCGGCGCCUACAGUCAUUCAUCUCGUCUGCAAAAGUGAUUCAAUGGCAGCUGGAUGACUCCGCCGGACACUCCCAAUAGCUGCCGAGAGAGCGACACCUGACUUGAUGAUUUCAUUCUCUUAGAGCACAUGGAUCAAGACACGAUUGCAGUCGGGCAAGCAGAAGAGUGCUUCUGACACUAACGACACCACUGCAGGAUUAUGGC